Diceros bicornis minor is the source of this 738-nucleotide messenger RNA. RefSeq names its product zinc finger HIT-type containing 1 (gene ZNHIT1). Gene Ontology annotation, molecular function: nucleosome binding. Gene Ontology annotation, biological process: chromatin remodeling. Lineage: Eukaryota; Metazoa; Chordata; Mammalia; Perissodactyla; Rhinocerotidae. The coding region runs from base 43 to 507 and encodes 154 amino acids. The transcript has 5 exons. Gene Ontology annotation, cellular component: Swr1 complex. The record is from RefSeq and is a predicted model, not a curated record.
ACGCAUGCGCAGUAAGCUUUUCCGUCGGCUGUGUUGUAGGUAAUGGUGGAGAAGAAAACCUCUGUUCGCUCCCAGGACCCUGGACAGCGGCGGGUGCUGGACCGUGCCGCCCGGCAGCGCCGCAUUAACAGGCAGCUCGAGGCCUUGGAGAAUGACAACUUCCAGGACGACCCCCACGCAGGACUGCCCCAGCUCGGCAAGAGGCUGCCUCAGUUUGAUGAUGAUGCAGACACCGGAAAGAAAAAGAAGAAAACUCGAGGUGAUCAUUUUAAACUUCGCUUCCGAAAAAACUUUCAGGCCUUGCUGGAGGAGCAGAACCUGAGUGUGGCUGAGGGCCCCAACUACCUGACAGCCUGUGCGGGACCCCCGUCCCGGCCCCAGCGCCCCUUCUGUGCCGUCUGCGGCUUCCCUUCCCCUUACACCUGUGUUAGCUGUGGUGCCCGAUACUGCACUGUGCGCUGUCUGGGCACCCACCAGGAGACCAGGUGCCUGAAGUGGACUGUGUGAGCCUGGGCGUCCCCAGAGAGGAAGGCCCUGCCUGCAUCACCCCAGCUUCGGAGAGGGCCUCACCAAAAGGAGAGGUGCUCUUCCUGGACCAAGAGAGGAGCCAUUCACCCGCCCAACCAAGCUCAUGUCUUAUCCUCCAGGGAAGACCAGUCUCACUCCCGGGGACUGUGGCAGGGAAGUGGGCCGAGCCCUCACAGUGCUAUUGUAAUGAAAGGUCUCAUGUGAGGAGGA